AUGCUGCAACUAUUGGAAGAAAAUAAACAGAAGAUACAAUGCGCUAAUAGUUUAAGCGAUUGGGAGGAUUUGCCCGUCUGCGCCUGGGCAGUGGCAUCGAACGGGGAUGUAUUGAUACGGCAUGGCGUUACGCAACAAAAUGCGCGAGGUGAUAGUUGGGAACACAUACCAAGUGAACAGCCUUUGAUCGCAAUUAGCGUGGGGCCAACGGGACAAGUAUGGACUGUUGGACGAAAUGGCAUGAUAUAUUUUCGUUAUGGCAUUACUAGACACAAUCCAUUGGGUGAAGCUUGGCAAAUGGUGGAAACUCCUCCUGGCACAACAUUCCGCACGGUAUCUGUGGGGCACGCUGGUAUUUGGGCUUUAGACAACCACAAUCGCCUGGCUGUGCGCAAAGAAGUAACUAAAACAUUCCCAGAGGGUUCACAUUGGCAAUUCUUGCCGAAUAUGCCAAAUAUUCCUCCACAUACUGAGACGCAUAUCGGUUUCAAAUCGGUCUCUGUAGGCACGGAAGUUUGGGCGAUUGCACAAAAUGGCAUCGUUUGUAAACGUUGUGGUAUAACCAAGGAGAAUCCAGCAGGUGCCGGUUGGAAUUUGGGCAUACCGGGUCAAUGGCAGCAUAUUUCAUUGGAAAGCUUUUCAUAAUACCUAGCUUAAAACCUAUUAAAAUUAUCUCCAAAGAUGCAGUGUUCCAUAAUUUUCCAUUUUAAUAGAAGUAUUUUACUUUUAAGCAGCACCACAUUCUUGCUUUAUUAGCUAAAAGUAUGAUUCACUUAGCUUAUUUUUAUUAAAACCAUUCUAUUAUAUCAUUCCACGGCAGCAUUAUCUGUUUAUAUUUUUAAGUUAUAAUAGUACCUUUUUUAUUUAAAUCAUAAGACUCAAAAGAAUUUUACUCCAUUCAUAUUACGGAAGUUCGGUCAAUGCUAAUUAAAAUUUAAAAACUCAAAACGUCUUUUUUAUAAGCCUUACAAGCCCGUACAUACUUUCUGUGAACGCAUUCCAGUAAAAUCUGCCUUCUUCGUAACCAUUUUCCUUGGCAAUUAUAUUUAGGUAAAAUACCCGUCCGAGUUAUAUGUAUGUAUGUUUCUACUUAUCAAACCUAAAAAAAUGCACUUGCAUGACUUAGUUAUAUUAAUAAUGAUAUUUCAAGUUUACAUAAAUGAAAUAAGUAUCACAGUAUCCAGCCCAUAGAAACAAGUUUAUUUCGUAUCGCCCUCUUCAUCAUUGUCAAUGGCCAGUUAAUUUUUCCCAGACAAAUAU
Molecule: messenger RNA, 1260 nt
Organism: Rhagoletis pomonella (apple maggot)
Lineage: Eukaryota; Metazoa; Arthropoda; Insecta; Diptera; Tephritidae
Product: tectonin beta-propeller repeat-containing protein-like
Exons: 4
Coding region: 1-645 (214 amino acids)
Source: RefSeq, a predicted model, not a curated record